UUCACACAGUUGAAUUCGUUUCGCAAAAGGACGUGGUCCCUUCAAAAGUUAAGAAAAUGAAGACCAUUUUGGUGUUGUUCAGUAUAGUCGGAGCGGUGUACUCGGGUCCUAUAGCACAAGAAGAUUCUGUUAUGCGAUUGGUUGUCAACAAUUUCGUGAAUUGUAUGAACAGUGAUAUCAAUUUGUGUUUGAAGGAACAUGCCCUCAAAGCAGCAGAGAGGUUAGGUACAGUGCGCAAAUUAAAUAUUAUUGAUGGCCUGACUAUUUACAACAAUGGGCCAAGAGAUUCAAAGAGCUUCGAAGCACUUUCAACUGAACCAGAACUCAGGAACAAGCAGAUAACAGAAAGACUUUGGGACAGUGCUGGAGAUCUUCUGCAAAAGAGUGACUUAGAAGUUAGCUUCGCUGGUUCAGAGGAAGAAGAAGAAGAAUCGCGGUCGAUUGGAGAUGUUGAUGAAGGCCGUGGCAAGAAGAAGAAGGCACUCAAGAAGAAGUUGAAGCUUCUCAUUCCUUUAGCCAUCUUAGCCAAGGUGAAAGCGGUCGCUCUGGUAGUCCUAGCCCUUCUUGUCAUCGCUGCUUCCCUCUUCAAGUUGGCUGUCCUUGCCAAGAUUGCUUUCAUCGCAAAGGUAAUUGCCAUCAUCAAGGCUUUGAUCGCCAAGAAGUAUCAUCAUGAGGAGGAACACGCCUGGGUAGCUCAUGAGGAGCAUGGUCCACCUGUGCAAGUACCACACGGAGGUUGGGACGGUGGCUGGUCCCGUUCAAGAAACGAAGCCAAUAACCUGGCUUACUCUGCCUACCAGCAAUAAGUUACCAUAUUAAAAUAUUUAUGAAUGUUUAAUUUAUUAGAAUGGAUGUGUGUCUGAGAUAUUUAAGUUGCGAUUUAUGUUAACUCAUUAUUAAGUUUUUUUUGUUUUGUAAUCUCGACUUUCUCUGUUUAAUUACCUGCAAAUGUAUAUUUUUUAAUGCAAUUAUCUAUCUUGUAUAAUUAUUUGUAUGUAUAUAUUUAUGUAUAUAAUUUAGUAUAUCUUCAUAUUUGUACUAAUUCUUAUUGUAUGUAUUUAUAAAUACUUUUUUCAUCUUUUAUUAUAUUGAUAUAUAAUUUAUUUUAAUAUUAUUCUUUGUAUGUUAUGUUUGUAUUUCUAUUAAUAUUGUUUCUUUUUUAAUAUUAGAUAGUAUUUUAUUAUUAUUUUUUAUAUUUUGUAUUAUAUUAUUAUCAUUUAUUGUAUUUAUAUUAUAUCGUUUACUUUAUUAACAUUACUUUUUUUAUUGCUAAGUAUAUUAUGUGAUAUUACUGUUUGUAUAUAUUUAAUUUAACUUUUUUAUGAUCUCUUUUAUGUUGUUUUUUUUUUAUUAUUUCAUGUACAGUGUAGUAUAUCGUGUGGUCACGAGCAAUGAGUGUAACUUAUUUAUUGAGUGUUUGUGAGAUAGUCAUUAAUAAAGUAAUCUUCAAUAAA
Molecule: messenger RNA, 1454 nt
Organism: Leptidea sinapis
Lineage: Eukaryota; Metazoa; Arthropoda; Insecta; Lepidoptera; Pieridae
Exons: 4
Coding region: 57-806 (249 amino acids)
Source: RefSeq, a predicted model, not a curated record